Molecule: messenger RNA, 2353 nt
Organism: Ixodes scapularis (black-legged tick)
Lineage: Eukaryota; Metazoa; Arthropoda; Arachnida; Ixodida; Ixodidae
Product: hexokinase-2-like
Biological process (GO): glycolytic process; intracellular glucose homeostasis; glucose 6-phosphate metabolic process
Cellular component (GO): cytosol; mitochondrion
Molecular function (GO): glucokinase activity; mannokinase activity; D-glucose binding
Source: RefSeq, a predicted model, not a curated record
GUGGAGAACAUCGUGCGUCCUCUGGUCCUCUCCGCGCACACCAUCUGCAAAAUCCGGGAUGUGUUCCUGUCAGAAAUCCAGCUGGGCCUCGAGAAGAAUCCCAAGCGGCAGUCGUCGCUGCAGAUGGAAAACACCUACCUGCCGGAGCUGCCGGACGGAACAGAGAAAGGCGAGUUCCUGGCCCUGGACCUCGGGGGCACCAACUUCCGGGUGCUGCACCUGCAGCUGGACCCGGACGGCGAGCAGCGCUUCCACGUCAAGUACUACUCGGUGCCCGAACCCGUGCGCCUCGGGCCCGGAGAGAAGCUGUUCGAUUUCCUGGCAGACUGCAUCCACGAUUUUAUGGUGACCAAUGACCUCCUGGGGAAGACGUUGCCUCUAGGUUUCUGCUUCUCGUUCCCGAUGAUCCAGAAGGCGCUCAACGUCGGAAUCCUGGUCACGUGGACCAAGAGCUUCAACUGCAGCGGGGUUGUGGGUCAAGACGCCGUCCAGAUGCUCAAAGACGCCAUCGACAGGCGAGGGGAGAUGGACAUCGACAUCGUCGCCGUUGUCAACGACACCACGGGUACCCUGGUCAAGGGAGCUUUCCUGGACCACAACUGCGCCAUCGGACUCAUCCUGGGAACCGGCAGCAACGCGUGCUACCUUGAGAAGAUCGAGAAGAUCGAGAAAUGGGAAGGCGACAAGACGGGAAUUCACGAGGUGGUCAUCGACGUCGAGUGGGGCGCCUUCGGGGACAACGGCGUGCUCAACUUCAUCAAGACCGAGUUCGAUAGAGCCGUGGACGACAACUCGCUGCUCGUCAACUCCUUCACGUUCGAGAAGCUCUUCUCGGGCAAGUUCAUGGGCGAGCUGGUGAGGAAUGUCCUGGUGAAGCUGAUCCGCGAGAAAGUGCUUUUCGACGGAAGGGCGUCCGAGACCAUCCUCACUCAGAGAAGCUUCACCACGGCCGACGUGUCUCAACUCGAAGGCGACGACGGAGAAGGACGUGCCCGGGAGGUCUUGGCCCGCAUGGGCUACAUCCGAGUCACGGAGGAAGACAUCGCCAUCGUCAGACACGUCUGCGGCGUGGUAUCUGCCAGGGCAGCGCUGCUCGUCUCCAUCUGCCUCGCUGAAUUGCUGAACCGCAUGGACAAGCCGAACGUGACUGUCGCCAUCGACGGCUCGCUGUACAAGCACCAUCCCAAGUUCCAUCGCCUCAUGACUGACUACACGACCGUCCUCGCCCCUAAGAAACCGUUCAAACUGAUGCUGGCCGAAGACGGAAGCGGCAAGGGUGCUGGCCUGGUGGCCGCUGUCGCCGACAGACUCCGGAAGGUGCGCAGAGGCAGCGCGCAGAACGGACUUUAGGCGCGGAUCCCAUCGAUGGCCUUCCGGGAUUCUGCGGUCUACGCUUCCAAGAACAUAACGUGUACAAAGCAUACAAAACAAGUUGAAACGAUACACGCACUUGUCAACGAAAGAUACUCGCUCAAACCGAUGACCAUUCAAGUCCUGCAUAUUAUUAUUAUUAUUAUUUUAAGGAAGCUAUAUACAUUGUCGGCUGCUACCCUGAAGACCGGUUCUGACAUUUAUGUUUUGAGUACGACCGACGACACUACGACCGCUUACGAACGCUCAUGACGUGGUGUUAUUACGUGUGGCUGUGGGAAUUAAAGUCCGCACCGUACGUCGUAAACCUGCAACCAUACGUUUCACAUAUCAUAGAAGGGACAAGGUGUUUGUUGCAAAGGUGAUGAAAGAUUUAUUUGUGGACAUGUCUCGGACAUCUUGCAAGCAUGUCUGCUCUAAACAUACAGAUUGAGUCAAAGGAAUCGAUGGCUGUUUGAACGGACGGUAUAAAUUGGUUUAUAAACGUAUCAAGCUAAAGUUUUGCACAGAGCUACCUACGGAGGCCCUUUGCCUACGGAGGCCUCCCCCCCCCCCCCCCCCCCCCCCCACACACACACACACACACAAAUUCUUUUACCGUACACCAUUUUUUUCUUCUAAUGGAAACGGGUUUGUGUGCGAUAAAGCCAGAUCCCAUUAUAUUCGAGACAAAAUAAAAAGAAAUAAAGAGGAAAACUUCGCUGUGGUGAUUCAGCGGUGUUGCUUUUUGGGAAAAUAGAACUAGUAUUCGAUAGCUGAUGACCCUGACGCGCUAGAAAGAUUAAAAACAAGGAGUUAUGUAUUUUGCUGAUAAAGUUAGGAGGUGCAUUGCAUCGACGAAGAUGUGUCAGACGUGAUAAAUUGACACUUGUUUGCAUAGAAAGGAAACAGCGACAAAUGUCACCAAUUGUCCGGUAAUUUUUUUAAAACUUUUUUAUAAAAUAUUUUUUUGUUGCAAUUAAAACAAAAUUCAAGUACAUCG